AUUGGCACUAUUCCCUUUGAAAACUCAUUCUCAAGUUCUUCCCUUCACCAACUCCUUCAUAAAUGAGCAAAAUGUGUCUUUUUUAAUUGUGCCACCUUUUUUUCCCACGGCACAUUCUAUUCCAUUAUAUUCAUAGCAAUUACUAUUUUAAACCCUGAAGGCUCAAGCUGUUGUAAUCAUUCAAAGUCCUUGAUUCUUGUUUCAUGGCCAACCUCAAAAUGCUCCUCGUACUCUUGUCUUUGUUGCUGUUCCUUCUGAUCCCAGUUUCUUCUCAGCCUAACCAGAUCUUCUAUGCUGGAUUCAAGGGUUUGGAUAGCAGCAACAUGACCCUUGAUGGUGUAGCAGAAAUUGAGCCAAGUGGGGUACUGAAACUCACAAAUGAUUCAAGUAAAGUAAUGGGUCAUGCUUUUUAUCCAACUGCUCUUCAGUUCAAGAACUCAAGUGAUGGUAAAGCUUUCUCCUUUUCUUCCUCUUUUGCUUUGGCUAUUGUUCCUGAGUUUCCAAAGCUUGGAGGGCAUGGCCUUGCUUUUACAAUUGCAACUUCCAAGGAUCUGAAGGCUCUUCCAAGCCAGUAUCUUGGUCUUCUUAACUCAAGUAGCAUAGGGAACUUCUCCAACCACCUUUUUGCUGUCGAGUUUGACACAGCCCAAGAUUUUGAGUUUGUGGACAUCAAUGAUAACCAUGUUGGAAUUGACAUCAAUAGCUUGGUAUCCAAUGCUUCUGCUCCUGCUGGGUUCUACGCCGGGGAUCAUGAUUCAGACAAACAGAAUCUGACUCUCAAAAGUGGGCAACCUAUUCUGGUUUGGGUUGAUUAUGAUUCUGCUCAAAGUGUUGUUAAUGUCACAAUUUCUGCAUCUUCUACCAAACCCAGAAGAUCACUCUUGUCUUUUCCUGUGGAUCUUUCACCAAUCCUUAGGGAUUCCAUGUAUGUAGGGUUCUCUGCAUCCACAGGGUUGCUUGCUAGCUCCCAUUACAUUUUGGGUUGGAGCUUCAAAAUCAAUGGACCAGCAACACCCCUUGAUCUCUCUUCCCUCCCACAGCUUCCAGGGCCAAAGAGGAAACACACAUCUCUGAUAAUUGGGGUUUCAGUGUCUGGAGCUGUUCUUGCAUUGUUUGCUGUCUUACUCGGCUUCUACAUGUACAGAAGGUACAAGAAUGCCGAUGUUAUAGAAGCUUGGGAGCUUGAGAUUGGACCACACAGGUACUCCUACCAAGAGCUCAAGAAAGCAACAAAAGGUUUCAAGGACAAAGAGCUGCUUGGACAAGGUGGAUUUGGGAGUGUCUACAAGGGAACAUUACCAAAUUCCAACACCCAAGUUGCUGUCAAGAGAAUCUCACAUGACUCAAAACAAGGCCUGAGGGAAUUUGUGUCAGAAAUAGCCAGCAUAGGCAGGCUUCGCCACCGGAAUCUGGUUCAGCUUCUGGGGUGGUGUCGCCGGCGCGGUGACCUCCUCCUUGUGUAUGAUUUCAUGGCUAAUGGGAGCUUAGACAAGUACCUGUUUGAUGAACCAGAAAUAAUCCUUAGUUGGGAGCAAAGGUUUAAGGUGGUGAAGGAUGUUGCUUCUGCCCUUUUGUAUCUGCAUGAGGGCUAUGAGCAGGUGGUGAUACACAGAGAUGUGAAGGCUAGCAAUGUGCUGCUAGAUGGAGAACUCAAUGGAAGACUAGGAGAUUUUGGAUUAGCAAGGUUGUAUGAACAUGGUGCUAACCCAAGUACCACAAGGGUAGUGGGGACAUUAGGGUAUUUGGCACCUGAGGUGCCUAGGACAGGGAAGGCCACACCUAGCUCAGAUGUUUUUGCAUUUGGUGCACUUUUACUUGAGGUGGCAUGUGGGCUGAGGCCACUUGACCCAAAGGCAAUGCCAGAAGAUUUGGUUUUGGUUGAUUGUGUGUGGAACAAGUACAAGCAAGGGAGAAUACUUGAUGUGGUGGACCCUAGACUGAAUGGUGCUUUUAAUGAAAGAGAGGUACUGAUGGUGUUGAAAUUGGGGCUUCUAUGUUCAAAUGGUUCUCCCACUGCUAGGCCUAGCAUGAGACAGGUGGUGAGGUUCUUGGAGGGAGAAGUUGGUGUGCCAGAUGAGUUGAGAAGGCAAGGAGAGACAGAUUCUCAGGAGGGUUUUGAUGAGUUCUUGCACUUACUUGACUCUUCUUCUUUUCAUCAGAUGAGCAGAAGCACUUAUGGUGGUACUUCUCCUUCUUUUACUGAUACAUCACUCUUUACUCCCACUGCUAAAGGAGAAACAAUGUGAUCAUCUACAUAGUACUUGGAGAUGUACUUGAGAUGUUUGUUUAUUUUAUCAUCCCUUCAUGUCUCACAAUUGUAGAGAGAAAGUUGUUGCUUUUGUUAUGAUCAAUGAGAUCCCACAUUGAAAAGUUUGUGCUGUAA
Vigna angularis (adzuki bean) is the source of this 2383-nucleotide messenger RNA. Its product is annotated as L-type lectin-domain containing receptor kinase S.4. The record is from RefSeq and is a predicted model, not a curated record. The transcript has a single exon. NCBI's taxonomy places the organism in Eukaryota, Viridiplantae, Streptophyta, Magnoliopsida, Fabales, Fabaceae. Gene Ontology annotation, molecular function: protein kinase activity; carbohydrate binding; ATP binding. The coding region runs from base 204 to 2246 and encodes 680 amino acids. Gene Ontology annotation, cellular component: plasma membrane. Gene Ontology annotation, biological process: protein phosphorylation.